AUGGCAUCAACCCUGCCGGAUAUGUAUGAACGAACAAUAACGAUUGGUAGUGCCGGAAAAGCAUUCAGCGCUACUGGUUGGAAGCUUGGCUGGUCAGUUGCACCGGCCGAUUUGCUUGAACCACUGCGAAGAAUUCAUCAAAAUUGUGUAUUCACUUGUUCAACACCAACUCAGGAAGCAGUGGCUCAGGCCUUUGAAAAAGAGCUUGAUAUUAUGGAUUCGAAUGUGGCAAAGAGCUAUUUGUUGAAUGGUCUAACAUCCGAUUUG
This is a messenger RNA of Gongylonema pulchrum, 267 nucleotides long. The record is from the annotation of a GenBank genome assembly. Lineage: Eukaryota; Metazoa; Nematoda; Chromadorea; Rhabditida; Gongylonematidae.